Messenger RNA from Dromaius novaehollandiae (emu), 3090 nucleotides. It is a transcript of the gene CALHM2, whose product is annotated as calcium homeostasis modulator family member 2. Gene Ontology annotation, molecular function: monoatomic cation channel activity. NCBI's taxonomy places the organism in Eukaryota, Metazoa, Chordata, Aves, Casuariiformes, Dromaiidae. Gene Ontology annotation, cellular component: plasma membrane. The record is from RefSeq and is a predicted model, not a curated record. Bases 591 to 1550 code for a protein of 319 amino acids. The transcript has 3 exons.
GCAGCCGGGUCUCGGGGGGGGCCCCCACAUCUGAGCCGCCCGUUUGCUCUAGGGAAACCCGCCGCCCCUGGAGCCCCCCCGGAAACCACAUGAGACGCUGAGAAGGCUCCAGCGCUGGUUUAAAGCAACCUUUCAAGUUUGGGAGAUGGCAAUGCUCAUGGUAAUUGCCUGUGUGGUAGGUGACUAAAGACAAAGAGAAGGAAAGAAGAGCAUGCAGAUGACAGGGGCAGAAACAACUCCUUCAACUGUCCUGUUAGUGACCUCUGCUGCAGAUACUCUUCUGGAGAGUUUAGUGGGAAACUGAAAAGACUGAGCUUUUCCUUGUCACUUAGGCUGAAUCCCUCUUUGGUCUCUCUUCAAAUAUCCCAGGCAUUAGCAAUCAGCACUGUUCGCCCUCCAAAGGGGCACAUGGGACGCAAGGCAGGAGGAGGUGGCAGAAGAGGUGUUGCACUCCCAGAGCGGAUCCUUGGACACUAGCAGACCCGAGGAUAUUUCAUCCCCGGCAGCGUUACCCUAGGUGCUACGAGGUGGGCCAGCACGGCCUCUGACCGCAGCACGCACCUUCUCUCCCCUGCCGCCCCAGGGACGAGAUGGCUGCCUUCGUUACUGAAAACUUCCGUUUCCUUUCCCUAUUCUUCAAGAGUAAAGAUGUGAUGAUUUUUAACGGCCUGGUGGCCCUGGGCACAGUGGGCAGCGAGGAACUUUUCUCAGUUGUGGCCUUCCACUGCCCCUGCUCCCCAGCCCGCAAUUACAUCUACGGCCUAGCUGCCAUCGGUGUCCCAGCCCUGGCGCUCUUCCUCAUCGGCGUCAUCUGGAACAACCACACCUGGAACGUGGUGGCCGAGUGCCACAAGCGAGGCACUAAGAACUUCUCUGCUGCGGCCACCUUCCUCCUCUUCGGCUCCAUCAUGGGCCGGGCUGCCGUGGCGCCCGUCACCUGGUCGGUCAUCUCGCUGCUCCGCGGGGAGGCCUACAUCUGCGCCCUCAGCGAGUUCGUCAAGCCCGCCUCCCUGGAUAAGUUUCCAGCUGAGUAUGGGGCCGAGGCCCUGGCCAGGUUCCCCUGUAAAGACAUCCCAGCAAACCUGACCAGGUUUAGGGAUGAAGUGACCAGGAGGCUGAGAUACGAGUCCCAGCUCUUCGGCUGGCUGCUCAUCGGGAUAGUUGCAGUCCUGAUUUUCCUCACCAAGUGCCUGAAGCAUUGCUGCUCCCCGCUGAGCUACCGGCAGGAGGCCUACUGGGACCAGUACCGCUCCAACGAGGACAAGCUCUUCCGCCGCACAGCAGAGGUCCACUCCAGGGUCCUGGCGGCCGAGAACGUGAAGCACUUCUUUGGCUUCGUGGCGCUGGACAAGGAAGAGAAGGAGCUGGUGCAGGAGUUUCCCGUGGAGGGCGUCCAGCCAAGCCCCCAGUGGAACGCCAUCACUGGAGUCUACAUCUAUAGGGAAAACAAGGGCUUCCCUCUCUACAGCCGGCUCCAUAAAUGGGCCAAAGGGGUGGAAGGCAAUGGGCCAGCCCCCGAAGGCCACGAAAUGCUCUUUUUGGCUUCCUAAGACAGGCAGGCGCUGGGACCAGUUCCCUAAACCACCUGAUUAGCCUAUCAGUAUCGGUGUGUGGCUGACUGUUUCAUUAGGAAUAUUCUUCCCAGCAGGAUUAUUUCCAUCUGCGGCUGAAAAGCGAUUAACAGCCUCAAGGUGGAGAGUGAUAAGCAAUUCACUAAGCUGGGGAACCCCUCCCUUGGAGACAACCAUCUUGCUGCUUCUCUCGGAGAGAUGAUUGGAGCAAAGAGCAGACGUGCACCUUACCUUCGGGCUGCCGGUGCGCCCUGCUGUCUACUGCACCAGCAGAAACCUCAGGGGAGUGAAAGGUGGGCACAAUUCAUUUUUAACUAUGACUGCUGCAAGUCCCACUUGUCUCCUCCAAAGCAGAGUUAGCAUCAGCUCAUCCCACACACCUGCUUGUUUUUCUGACACCAGUAUCUUAUUACAUGGUUUUGCAGUGCCUGUUAUGCAGAGCACUUUGUACAGACUGCACAGUGCAGGGAGAGAGGGAAGCAGUAGAUAAAUUCCUGUGGCAACUGGGAUGCAAUUGCAUCUGGGAAGGAAUGGGUCAGUAACACACCAACACACCGAAUAUCUGAGAGACUAAGGCAGGAGGAACCACUGAAAUUCCCAGUAUUUAGAGAGACACUCUGUAAUUGCCAAGCUGGAAUUUGGGUAGGACACCAAACUCCCUUUGUUCUUACUGGAAGUGCCUUAGAAUUUUAAAAGAGUCCAAACGGUGACAACUAUGAGUUUACAAACCUGGAAGUCAGCACCAUCAGCAGAACAGCUCUCAGCCGAGCUAGCUGGUGGAGGCUCAGAGGGAACAGCACUUGGAGUGAACCACACCGUUGUCUGUAGCUCACUGAAUUUCUCAUCCAACCACUGACGAGGUCCCAGUUGGGUUGCGAGUUGUAGCAAGAUCCCAACUGGAUUCAGUUAUAUACAUGUAACUAUACCAUAUAAGCAUGGUUCUUUGGCCAUAAGAAUGAAGCAUCUUUCUCCCAAGGAACGAGAUCAGAAACUUGCUAGCCAAAAGACGACAUUACGUGCACCUCUCUGCUAUGCAGACACUGCAACCCUGCAGUGACAAGGAUCAGUGGGAAUGGGAUGGGGGGAGCAGCCCUCUCCCUAGCCCUCCACCACUGAACUUCCUUAAACUCCUUCCAUUGCCUUAAGUGGUCCCUGCAGCAGACAGUCUGUUUUAGGGACUCAGCUGUACUCUGAAAGUGAGGCUAGAGAGGUAUAAAACUACGGCUCUCACUGUGCCGUUGUGCUGACUGAGACUUCAAGGCUGUUCCUGUGGCACUGCAGUCUCCUGCCCCUAAAGGUCAACCUUGUUUUACCAAUACCCUUUUUCAGAGCUGGCAGAACAAUGCAGUUUGGUUUUCCUCUUCGUACUGUUUCUUUAUAGAUAAAGCUUCCUUUAGUUUUAUACUGUGCCUUCUGCUGAAAAGCCUUAAAUUGUUCAAAAAGCAUGACUCAACCCCACUGAACUCAGAUGGGCUUAAACACGGGGAGAUUUGAAAUAAAUUCUUAAAUGAGAAUCCUU